Molecule: messenger RNA, 459 nt
Organism: Colletotrichum higginsianum IMI 349063
Lineage: Eukaryota; Fungi; Ascomycota; Sordariomycetes; Glomerellales; Glomerellaceae
Product: Integral membrane protein
Exons: 3
Coding region: 1-459 (152 amino acids)
Source: RefSeq, a predicted model, not a curated record
AUGGCUGUUUUCAACAUCAUUACCGAUGUCGCGCUCAUCAUCUUCCCCUUUCCCAUUCUUCGGCACGUCAAGCUUGAUGGCAAAGUAAAAUUCCAGCUCAUCCUCUUGUUCAGCAUUGCGGGCCUUGUUGUCGUAAUCACCAUCAUGCGACUUCCCAUGAUACUGAACCAGGCAGUAUCGCAGAGAUCUCGCUCCAUGUGGGCCUCCAUCGAGAUACUCUGCGCCUGUGUCGUCGCAAACACGGCAUUCUUCUACGCCUUGUUGAAGGACUACCAGCGAGGCCACGACUCGCGUGUCGGGGGUUCGAGUUACGCCCAGCAACCCGACUACUACAUGCAAGCGAUCCCGUCGUCCGAUGCGCGCAAGGGUUCCUCGCGGUCGGACACGUUGGAUGUUCCGGAUUAUUGGUCGCGAGAGAGCAGGUCUAGCAGGUCCAGCAGUAUACCCAUGAUACCUUGA